AUGGCGCGACGUUACCAGAUUGAUGAGCUGUUAUGGCUACGCUCGUCGCCCCUGGUUGCUAGGCCUGCGAACUUACCUCCGAUAGAAGAUUGGAUGGGUCCGAUACCCGACCCAACGACGCAGAGAAAAACCACCGGCACCCGCGAUCCUAAUAAUCCAAAUGAGACGACACCUCGACGACCGAGCAUCUUCGAGGCUCGUCAUGUCUCCCGCAAUUCGAAUUCAGAGGAUAUUAUUCUUGGGCCACCAAAGACCGCAUUUGCGUCCGCAUCUCGCAUACCGGGUAAGGGCUCGAUAGAUGCUACCGAACGGCCAUCCAGACAACCUGAUUCGGAUGACAUCAAGAAUGACCGGUUAAAUUUCCGCGGCAAGUUCUUCAAGGAUAGGGAAGGUGGUGAUAGUAAUUUCGACCGACGUGACGGAAAGUCGGACCCUUUCACCCCUCGUCGUGGGGACAGAGAUGACUGGAACACCGGUCGUCCCCGUCGCACCUUUGGCCAGGAAGAACAAGAGAGAAAGCCAAGACGUAACGGAGACUUUGAUCGGUGGGAAUCUCGUGAUUUCAAUCGGGACCGCGACCAACAGACUCCGAAUCAUGAACGGGGAGGAAAAGAUAAGGAUGGUCGAUUCUUUCCUCGAAGAGAUGGCCAGCCGGGGCGUGCCCGACAUGAAGGAAGUUGGUUCCGUGAUGACGGCAAUCAGGACGGCCCCGAGCCUGAGGAAGAAAAGACCCCGAUACGGAGCCGAGACUGGCGCAGAGACCGGCACGGUGCUGACCGGGAUUGGACCCGAGGUGCCAAAUUUGAACAGGAUCCUGAGUGGUUGGAUUCUAAUGAUAAGGAAGAGCCCCGAAGGGUGCACACCCAGGAAGACUUCGAACGUUGGAAAGAAAGGAUGAAGGCGGGAUCUUCUCAGGCUCCUGUAGAGGAGAAGAAAGAGACGCCCGCGGAAUCAACUCCGGCCCAGAAGUCAGAGCCCAGACCUACAGACGGUGAAAUCUUCAGCAGCAGCGGCACACCGUUCCAAUCAGACACAGCCAUGGAACGCUUUUUUGGGCUUCUGGGUGACUCUAAAUCUCCUCAGGAAAUCGCGACCUCCUCACCUUUAGAGGCCCCCAUAGUCAGUCAAGCUACACCUAAGAAAGAAAAUAUUCCGGGGAAGCCUUUCAAAUCUUCUCGUUUUGCUGGGUUGUUUAGUCCGCCCCCCGGCAGUCCGGCAAAAGAGACUGAUUCGCAGCUGGAGAACAAGUCUCCUACUGUCCAGCCAUCAACUACUGAUGCUGACCAGGAAGGGUUUCAGCGUAUUCUUCAGAUGCUCGGAGGGAGCAAGUCGCGCAAUGCUACACCCCACAACGAUACCGUGCAAGCCAAUCGGCCUCCAUCUCUUCCCCAAGCAGAAUCUGUCCAGAGCGCUAUCUCAUCUCCCUCCCACGAGCAGAUGAAGCGGCCAGACCCCAUGCUGAUUCAGGAGAGCUCUAUGCGGAGUGCUGGCCCUGCUAUGGAUCCCCAAUCCCGAGAACGGGAACAUCUACUCCGCCUAAUGCAGCAAGUCCGUGUCACUCCUGUUACAAAUCAGGCUCAAGGUAAUCAUGGUCAACCACAAAGCGCCGGCGCCGCUCCUGGUAUGAUCAAUAUGCCAGAAAUGCUGCCACCCCCUCCAGGGCUUGCAUCUGCACCAAAGGCUCCUAACUUCAUCGACGAUCCCGCGAUCGCUAAUAUGCAGCGAGCGGAACCUGAUCAGCUUCGGCGACGACCCGCGAAUGGGCCUCCGAUGGGUUACUUUGAGGAUAUGCCGUUCCCUCAGGGUGGCCAAGUUCCCAUCACCCCGGGUGGAAGUCGGGCUCCUCAAGGUCAAGGUCUACCUGGAAUGGGCGUUCAGAGACCGCCAGGCUUUGAACACUUGCCACCUCCUGGAUGGGCCGGCCACCAGCUUCCUCCACAGCAGGGCGGUGGCCCCGGUCCUCUCGCUCCUCCACCGGGUAUUCCUACUCCAACACGUGGCGUCAACCCUAACUUCAUGUCCAAUAUGAUGCCAAUGCAUGGCAAUGUUCCACCGCUCGGUGAGCGCCAACCCUUCCCACGUGGUGCAGGCGGCAAUGGAUCUGCGGGAUUCCCGCCUCCCCCGGGUAUGAUGCCUCCUCCGGGUUAUAUGAAUGGCCCUCCGCCGUCUGGCUUCCCGCCUAUGCCACCCAAUGCCGAAGCCCUGAUGGGUCUUGGCCAUGGCGGUCAAGGUCCUUUCGACGGUAACCCCGGUCCACAGGGGCCUCCACAUUCAUCUCGGCACCUAUUGGAUAUGUUUGGACAAGUCGGCGCCGGAGACGCUCGGGGUGGCAUGCUUGGCGAUAUGAUGGACGAGGUCGACUUCGAGCUCUGCUUGGACAUCGAUCAAUAUAAUAUCACCCCAGAACAGCCUCACCACCCCCGACCAUGCAAGAAACUCAAAGCUCUGAAUCAUUCUGAGUCAGACCUCGAGGAUGACCAUGAUCGCACCUAUCUCGACAUCGCGAUCAAGCGCAUCACCCACCACGACCAAGAGAUACUCUCCGACGCCGAUGACACCGACCCAGAAACCCACAGCUCAACCAGCGCCUCGACCACGGCCAUCAACGAAGAAGAGAUGGAUCUGGACACCGACACGGAUGCUGAAGUCUACGCCAACUCGAGCAGCGACGACAUAGGCAUACGCCCGGUUUACUCCUACAUCGCUCGUCCCUCCCAUUUCUUCGAGAUCUACGAGGACCUGGAUGACUCGCAUCUGGAGAACCAUCCCGGUUUCAUGUCCAGCUUUACUACCUACUCCUCUCACCAUGAAGAUAAGGAGAACAUCCGCGACAACCACCACGGGCAGCUGGAGCAGACACAGGAAAUAGGAGUCAAUUCGCAGAUGUGGAUUCGUCAAUCUACUAAUCGUGUCUCGCAUGUGGUUAGUUCUAGGUACCAGGGGGUGGAUGGGGGUGCGGACACGGAUGAGGCAGACACUGAUGUUGAAGAGUUUUUGACGGAGGGUGGAGAGAGCGCGAGGGAGGGUGAGAUGGAGGAGGUGAGGGUGUCGUUUCAUUCGUUGGGUGCUGGAGAGACUCCGUUGCUUCCUCUUGCUUUCCCGCUGCCUUUGAGGAUCCCUUCUCCUGCCUUGGUUCAGGGCGGUAGGGCUGAUGGCCGGCGUCGUUGCUUGGGGCCUAGGCCUGUUGUGCACUUUGAGUGA
Molecule: messenger RNA, 3201 nt
Organism: Aspergillus pseudonomiae
Lineage: Eukaryota; Fungi; Ascomycota; Eurotiomycetes; Eurotiales; Aspergillaceae
Exons: 5
Coding region: 1-3201 (1066 amino acids)
Source: RefSeq, a predicted model, not a curated record